Molecule: messenger RNA, 2023 nt
Organism: Sinocyclocheilus anshuiensis
Lineage: Eukaryota; Metazoa; Chordata; Actinopteri; Cypriniformes; Cyprinidae
Product: transmembrane protein 179
Exons: 4
Coding region: 230-976 (248 amino acids)
Source: RefSeq, a predicted model, not a curated record
GUCACAGUGAGCAGAGCCGAACCGCAGCGUCCCGCCGCCGGAGGAGGAGGAGGAGGAGGAGGAGCAGGAGGAGUCCCGACACAAACACGCGCAGUGUCGUGCUGUAAAAUUCCACUUAGUAUUUAUGGUUUACAUUUGCAGGUACACUGUCGAAACCAAACGUCUAGAUUCUAGCAGGUAACGUUAGGCUACGCUCCUCCACCACAGGCUGAAACUAAUCUUCGAGUACAUGGAGCUGGAUCGGCGGCUGCUGCUGGCUCACUGCGCCGCCCACACCCUGUCCGUCAUAGCUGGACUCUUGGUGGUCGUGCCGCUCGCUUUAAACGGAUCCGCUUUCAAGGGAAGGUGCGCGCUGUUUAGUCAAGGCUUCUGGAGGACGGAGAACUUCACGGUGGGCGAGGAAGAGUCCAGAACGGUCACUCAUUUGGUGGUACAACAAUGGGGUCCAUUAGCGGCGUGCCAGUUCGCCACAUUUGUCGGUGUGUUCACGGUGUUGUACGGCGCUGUUCAGGGCUGGAGGAGCCUGUUCUACCUCCAUCGGCGGCAUGACGACACGCUGUUCUCUGCCUUCCUCACGCUGCUGUUGAGUCUGUGUGUGCUCUUCCUCUCUGGAGGGGCCAGUGUUACUCUCACCCUGGGCCUGGUGUCCUGGUGCAACACUGUUACAGACCACAACACCAGAUCCUACAGUUGUGCCGAGUCACAGUCCGUUCCUCUUUAUCUGGACGUUGAGACAUCCUCUUUCUACUCUGAGCUCAAUUGUGCGCAGAUCUCUCUGUGGUGUGUAACGGCUCUGUGGUUGGCUCACUCUAUUCUGUCCUUCCUGAGGCUCUAUCAUUCCCACAGUCAGCAGAUUAGCGGACCGUGUUUAUCCAGGGAGAAGGAACUCCUCCUGGGCCAAACUCAAGUGGAGUGUCCCAUUCAUCAUCCGCAUCCACACUCGCACCCUUCACACACUCCCAGUGUUUUUAUCUAGCCAUUUAUUUAGUGUUCAUAGAAGUUGCACUUUGAGGUUGAUCUAAGGCCAGUUUUAUUGAUUGGAAAGAAGCAACAAGACGACUGGUCCAAGAUUAGCGUAAAAGGUAAUUUUACUUCUAAUCUAAACAGAAAACCCCACAAGUCUCAUGCAUGUUACACAAAGAAUAACAUCAGUAAUCAGAAUUAGCCUGGGUUUUAUCUAUUCGUUACUUUUUAUGCAUUUGUUGAGAAGUUUUUGUCAUGUAGCUUUGUGCUUACAUUGAGGUAAAAUGUCUUGUGUGUACCAAUUUAUAACUUUGCCAUAAGGAUUCUAAUAUAUAUAUAUAUAUAUAUAUAUAUAUAUAUAUAUAUAUUGCACUAUUAAUGCAUUGCUCUUGCAUAUGCAAGAUAUCGUCUAACUUUAUAUGUUCAGCCAUAUAAUAUGAAUUUUAUGUGAAUGGGAAGGAAAGACUAGCCCGUUGCAUGUGCUCAAGUCUGACCCAUGCUUGUUUUGUACUGUGAAUGUAUACGCAUACAGCGUGACUUUUUGCAUACUGAAUGGUACUGUCACUCAAACCAGACAUUCUCUUUCUAAUCCGAUUAAGUUUUCUUAUAUGAAGCUGUUUGUGUUGAUGCAAGCUCCUGGUUCAAAAUCUACUUUUGCUGGAUAUUGCAUUGCUUAAUUUAUGUGAUGGAAAUUCAGAGACAAGGAGAAGCUGGAAAAACAUGAGACGGAAUGUCAAGAAUGUUGCUCAUCCUUUUUGAAUCCUGAACCUUUGACCUGGAGGAUUGUUGUGAAACACAAACAGUUGAAUAAGAAGCGAGAGAUGAGAGAAAUGUUCAUUUAUGGCUUGGAAAUGUGACGAUGCUUGUGUUUUAUACUGCUGUUUGUAUCCAUUAUGUCCUAUUUAUAAGCUCUUCUUACUUGAGUAAAGGUAAUAGAACAUGGUGUCUUGAUAUUAAGUUGGUGAACUUUGUUGUAUUUUUUAAAACAAAAUAAUUACUAAAAUCAAAUUUUCAAACUUAAAUGGCAAAAUCAUGGUUAAAGCAAACAGAGCAAUCAAAA